AUGGACCAGCUUAAUAGUUUAACACUAUGGGAUGUCAAAGAUGUAUUCAAUAAAGUAAAAAAUGUUGUAAUGAACUACACCGAAAUGGAAGCCAAGGUUCGCGAGGCCACUAAUAAUGAGCCUUGGGGAGCCAGCAGCACUUUAAUGCAGGAGAUUGCGCAAGGCACAUAUAGCUACCAGCAUUUCAAUGAAAUUAUGCCAACAAUAUAUAAACGGUUCACAGAAAAGGAAGCUAGACAAUGGCGUCAAAUUUACAAGGCUCUUCAAUUGCUUGAAUACCUCGUUAAGCAUGGACCCGAAAGAGUAGUAGAUGAUGCUCGAGCUCAUAUGGCUACCAUUAAGUUGUUGAGAAAUUUUACAUACAUCGAUGAAAAGGGAAAGGAUCAAGGCAUUAAUGUUAGAAACAGAGCAAAAGAACUUGCAGAACUUUUGAGUGAUGUGGAAAAAAUUAGACAAGAGAGAAAAAAAGCGAGAGCCAACAGAACAAAAUAUACAGGUGUGAGCUCCGAUGCUUUUGGAUAUGGUGGAUCAUCAAGAUAUGGGGGAUUCGGUAAUGAUUCGUAUUCUUCUUACAAUGAGGAUCGUAUACGUACCAGAUACGACGAGCCAGAAACGCAAUGGCAAAGUGAUUAUCGAAUUGGUAGAACCUCCCCUACGGACGACAGACGAUCCAGUGUAGUCGCAACACGGUUCAGCCAAAGUUCAGCAAAAAAAUCAGUAGAAUUGUCACCAACUAAUUCGGAAGUCAAAAACGAAGUUAAUUUGUUUGAUUUUGGUGAAACGCCGAAUUCCAUUUCCAACCCUUCAACGUUCACGAAUGAUUUCGGUACAUUGCAGUCGGCAGCUGUUGAUGAGGAAUUUCAAGAAUUCCAGAGUGCACCAUCUCCUGUUCCCUCUUCACAAAGAUCAUCGAUUACACAGCCACCUUCCAGUUUAGCCGGACUUCAGAUCAAUCCUGUUCCACAAGUGCAUCCUAUUGUUAAUAAUAGUGCAUCGAGUGCUACCGUGAAUAAACCCGGAGUAAAUAAUAAUUUGCUUGACGAUUUGCUUGGACCUUCUCCAGUCAUUGCGUCUCAAAGUACGAGUUUGCCUGUUGUAACAGGUUCGAUAAAUUCGACUCUCCCUAUUAGCCCCACGAAGACUAACUCCCCAACAACACCUAAACAAAAUUCCUCGAAUUCCAAACCAGCUUUUCCUGCUCUAAAAUCUGACGAUAUCUGGGCACAGGCAUCUAACUUGGUUAGUUUGGAUUCUUUAGGAAAGGAUACCAGCACCAAGCAGCCAACGAAGCCAUCAAUGAAUUCUCUUGCACAGGCUGAUUCAUCAUCUUGGGCGGUUAAAGGUACUUGGACGGGAGUGCAACAGAUGCAACACAACCCGGGUGGUGCUCAAAAACCUCAAGACCCAUUCGAUUUAUUAAUGUAA
This is a messenger RNA of Acaulospora morrowiae, 1425 nucleotides long. The record is from the annotation of a GenBank genome assembly. NCBI's taxonomy places the organism in Eukaryota, Fungi, Glomeromycota, Glomeromycetes, Diversisporales, Acaulosporaceae.